GUAUCACCCACAGCUUCUUAGAAUCAACUUGCCUCUAUAUAUGAAAACUUCUGUGAACAUACUUCUAUGUCCUGUUUAUCUGUGUCACCCUAAACCUGCUCAUCCUCACCCCUUUAUGUYAUGUGUUCUAGAUGUUCGUUUCAGGAUGACUGCCUUCAGCCUUCAYCCUGGAUCUCCAUCUCUGAGGACUCCCAACAACAGAACAUGGUCUCUUACCAGGUGGAGAAGAGCAGCAGUGGAGAGAAGAUCACACUCACUGUCAAGGUCCACCUGAAUGUGAAUGGGACAGGAAGUCUCACCUUUACCUGCCACUUCUUCAAUACAAGAGGUGAUCUGUGUGACAGGACAAGCCCCGCUCCAGCGUUGCCUCGAUGCUCCUGCCUGUUYUCCAGCGACCAGCUUCCUGCUGAAGGUCUGGAUGUCACAGUGGAGAUAAGAGUGGGGAAGCAGAACCUUACUGAGAAACUGAUGCUCACUAACUGUUCAGACAUCACUGGAACACCUACCUCUGCCCUGUGUUCUCAGUGCAUGACAGCUGGAUGUAGCUGGAGUAAUGAUUCCUGCUCCUGGACACCCAGGUCUGCCAACUCAGACUCCAUACAGGACGUGUGCAGACUCAGCCAGUCAGGAAUGAACUACUCUGAGCCAGUGAUCGUCUCCAUAGUGCCCAGUGUUCUGUCCUUCCAUGGGAGAAACCACGCCCUGAUGACUGGGAAGAACCUCCAUCACGUGACUAGGGUUCGCAUCCAAGGGCACAUGUACUGCAGUCUCAAGGAGUCUCCAGUGUGGAACCACACUGGGUCCAGUCUGACGUUCCACAUCCCCAGUGGAGACAAAGGUUCUGUCAUUGUGUGUGCCGUGCUGCCAGACGGUCGCUGUCUGGGCAAGGCCACUGUCACCUAUGUGUCCUCACCGUCCUGCACUGGGCUAACACCAAGCACUACCUGGGCUAGUGGGAAGAGGAAGAUCAAGGUCCAAGGGUUCCAUCUGGAGUUUGUGGAGGGGGUUGUUCAUGACCACACCCCUCAGACCAUCCAAUCCAACUACAGCUCUGGGACUCUGUGGUACCACGCACCUCCCUUUGAACACAUUAACCAGCCAGUCACCUCAACUGUGUCUCUGAGAGUGACCAAUCAGACACUGGCCUGCUCAUCACAGCUCACCUACCAUCCCGACCCAGAUUUCACCAGCUACACCGCAAUCAAGACAGGAAACGACCUGCGUGUCACCAUUGAGAAAAGGGCUGACAAGUUGAACAUCACCACAGAAGAGAUCUUAGUGUUUGGUGUUCAGGAGGAGAACCAGGAUGUAGAGUGUGUCAUGGAAACCAUCGAGAAGAGCAACGGGAGUGACUCUGUCAUCUGUGAGAUAAAGAACACUCCCAACGUUAACAUCAAGUCAGUGAGGAUAAGAGUUGGAAACUUCACGAAAAACCUUUUACCAAAACAAGCUGCACCUUCACUCCUAAUCAUCCUUGUGCUUAUACCCAUCAUCAUUGUGGUCAUUGUGGGUGCGGUGUGGUAUUCCUACAAUAAACAGAGGAAAAUGGCGGCACAAAUGAACAAGCAGCUGGAACUGCUGGAGUGUGACAUCAGAAAUGACAUCAGACAAGGAUUUGUGGAUAUGCAGACGGAAAAGUGUGAUUUAAUUGAGAACGUUGGAGCCAUCCCUUUCUUGGACUACAAGCACUUUGCUUCCAGGAUCUUCUUCCCUGACGGUGGACCUGUGAUGACCUCCUGUAUCAWAGACAUUGGCCAGGACGUGGUGAAGGUGCAGCCAGACAAGAGCUGUCAGGCUCUGUCCAGACUGAUCCGGGAUCAGGUGUUCCUCACCUCCUUCGUCCACGCUCUGGAGGAGCAGAAGAACUUCAACGUCAAGGAGAAGUGUGCGGUGGCCUCCCUGCUGACCGUGUCCCUCCACGGUGACCUGCCCUACCUGACCCAGGUGAUGGAGGAACUACUCAGGGCUCUGAUGGAGCAGCCCAGUAACUCCCAGCCCAAACUCAUGCUGCGACGCACCGAGUCCAUCGUAGAAAAGCUGCUCACCAACUGGAUGUCCAUCUGUCUCUACGGCUUCCUCAGGGUCAGUCUGUCUGUCUCUACGGCUUCCUCAGGGUCAGUCUGCCUGUCUCUACGACUUCCUCAGGGUCAGCUGCCUGUCGUGCUGUUUGCUGUGGGAACAGACGGAGAGGUCAGUGAGCCUCUGGAGGUCAGUGCUCUGGACUGUGACACGGUGGAGCAGGUCAAGGAGAAGAUCCUCCUGGCAUUCAAGACCAAGUUUGGCUUCCCCUACAACACCCCUCUCCGACAGAUACACAUCGAGUAUGAGAAGGAUGGAAGGUUUGUCCCACUGAAGGAGGUGGAUGCCAGGUCAGGGGUUCUAGGAGAAGUGACCAUGCUCAACACACUCAAGCAUUACAAGGUACCGGAUGGAGCGUCCAUCAAAGUGCUCUCUAAGACCCAUCCCACUCUGAGUCCUCAGAGCAGCCUGAAAGACGAUCAGAACUACUCCACAAAGUACUUCCAUCUGAUUGACCCUGACAUUGACCAGGACCAAAAGAAGAACCCGGAGAGGAAGAAGCUGAAACUGAAGGAAGUGUACCUCACCAAGCUGCUCUCCACCAAGGUCGCUGUGCAUUCGUUUGUGGAAAACCUGUUCAGAACCAUCUGGGGAACCCCUAACCUCAAAGCCCCGCCUGCCAUCAAGUACUUCUUUGACUUCCUGGACGCCCAGGGAGAGAGCAAGAGGAUCAGUGAUCCAGAUGUACUACACAUCUGGAAAACCAACAGCCUGCCCCUGCGGUUCUGGGUGAACAUCCUGAAAAACCCCCAGUUUGUGUUUGACAUGGAGAAGACCCCGCCUCUAGACGGCUGUCUGUCCGUCAUUGCCCAGGCCUUCAUGGACUCCUUCUCCCUGGCUGAGAAACAGUUGGGCAAGCAUGACCCAACCAAUAAGCUGCUCUAUGCCAAAGAUAUCUCCCAGUACAAGCAGGAAGUGAGGGCCUACUACAAGCAGGUCAGGGACCAGCCACCAAUCAACAGCUCUGAGUUCAAGGAGUUCCUGCAUGAGGAGUCAAAGAAACAUGAAAACGAAUUCAAUGAAUCUGCUUCCCUCUGUGAGCUCUACAAAUACAUGCAGCGGUACUUUGAUGAGAUUAAACUGAAGCUGGAUCAGAACGGCGCCCCCGUGGAGUUGAAGGAGCAACUGCAGCAUGUGAAGAGCCUGUUUGACAGCCUCAACUGUUCGUGAAACUGAGCUCACUCCCUCCCCUUCGACAUGCUGAAGGCCAGAAAGCUGUUCUAAAGACGGAAUGUCAGGAGACUACAUAGGGAUUUACAAUUAAAGAAAAUAAAGGAGGGAGGCUUUUCAGAUUACUGGGAUGAACCAAAUGAUAGCAUGAAUUAGCAGGUCACAUUCCAGCUAGACACUUACCCAGAAGCAGUAUACUCUUAUUCUGAAGCUGGGACUUUUGUUUCCUCAACCGAAUGACAAAGAAGAGUUCAGCAGCUCUAGUGUUAAUGGUUCACACAAGUAAAGCUCAGAACAAAAAAUAUGUACACGACCUCAGUAAAGCAUAAACAUUUAUUUGUAUGAAUUGCAAAUACAAAAACACAUACAUCUUGAAAUAACAUCACAAAAAAAGUUGUAUAAAUGUUGUGCUUUAGAGCCGUGAAACCAACCUUUUUUAAAGGUUGCCUUUAGGACUAUCACGCUUUUAAAGUUUCAGUGAUGGCCUUAGUGUAAACAUUUGAUACAAAUCUCAACAGUCAAUUAAAACUCUGAGUAAGUCAUUGGUUGGCCAUUGAUAUCAUUCUUCACAUAGGCAUCAACAGUCAAGGCAUGGAAGGACUCCAGCACCGUUACUCACCAAGGAAUGUAAACAUUGAAUCUAUGUAGCUCUUUCUCUUUUCAUUUGAUAUGUUUUGUGCCAAUAAAAUCAAAAUGUUUUUCACAAAAUAUUUGGUAGCUCACUUAUUAAAUUAGAACAUCACCAAAGAAUCACUUUUAGGGAGUAAUAAAUCCUACAGUGAAGGGCACACUCACUCUCUGGGGGGGGGGGGUCAGA
Molecule: messenger RNA, 4066 nt
Organism: Salvelinus sp. IW2-2015
Lineage: Eukaryota; Metazoa; Chordata; Actinopteri; Salmoniformes; Salmonidae
Source: RefSeq, a predicted model, not a curated record